AUGGUAAACAGACAGCGGGGGUAUUCACAAACACCUCGCAAUCGGACCUACGACCGUGUGUUAGUGAAUCCUACCCUAGAGAGUCAGCCCAAGAAACUAAACCCUGAGAGACUGAACCCGAGACGGAGUGUGCCCGAGAGACUGAACCGAGAAGGAGGUUCUGUGCCUUUUCACCGAGAGGGAGUGAUCCGAGAGACUGAACCCGGAGGGAGUGAGCCCAUAGAUGAUCGUCCCAGACGUCGAGCCAUGGCCGUUCCCUCCGUAAGCCUAAGGACGCUGCAUAAUCAAACCAUUGGCCGCAAUCCUCCUCUGCGGCGACCUGAUACAGCCUUCGGAAGGACCCAGCACAAAUCAGAGAGACAAGACCAGGGCCUCGUGCUGCCUAGUGUCUACUCCGUUAGGGGUCCUCACCUCCCCUUUCCCCAGUUUGUCGACGGUCGGGACAACAUCGACUCGUUCGUGCGGAGAUUCGAAAACUGGGCUACACAGGGGUGGCACUGGAACGUGCUGAAAAGGGCAUUACUGGCCCGGUACAACCUUACGGAAGAAGGUUAUCGGAAAAAGUUCCGGGAGAGCGACCAGGAAGCUCAGAAAGAAACACCCCUACAAUUCAUGUGUCGACUCAACGACUGCUUCGACAGAUGGGUCCUGCAAUCAGGGGUGAGUCAUGACUAUGAGGGGUUAAAGUGGCUGAUGGUGAAGGAACAGUUCCUCAAUAAAUGCGCGCGAAUCAGGGGGCAUCGUCAUCUCAGCCUGCCUCCAGGAAUCGAGUUGAUGAUCGCGCUGCGCCGAGGACAGAAGGGAAUCGACGACCACCCACUGGAACUUCGUCUCCCCGAUGCUUCCGGUGCAACCGUAUCGGGCACCGGGCAACAGGAUGCCCCUCGGCACAACAGAGGAGUAGGUGACUUGGACAGCAGAAGCUCACCCGUUACCUUGUAUGCGGGAGUCGGAACCACCGCCGGCAAAGGCAGACUGAAUCUGGUGGAAGGCAAGGUUGGGGGAAGGAAAGUUAACGUCCUCCGCGACACCGGCUGCACUACAGUUAUAGUGAAGGCGAAAUAUGUAAGGGACAGCGAAUAUACUGGAGCCCCUGUCAGGAUAAAGUUGUUGGACAACACGGUCAGGAGGGCAUGGCCAGUACGAAUCUGGAUUGACACCCCAUACCUGCAGGGGCAGGUGAACGGUCUGUGCAUGCCAAACCUCAUUGCUGACCUUAUCAUCGGAGAAAUUCCUGGUGCAGGGCCCCCGGAGCAAACGAAUCAAGUGGCAGGCGCCGCGACGACCAGGGCAGCUGCAAGAAGACAACGGGAGACACUGAAGACCCCCGCCAGCUCGCCGUGCACAUCGCUGAACAAAGCUGAGCUGGUCAAGCAGCAACACCUCGACAUCACUCUAAACAGAUUUAGGAAGCUUACAGAGGUCCGUGGUAAAGGACGGCGUGAGAUAUGGUACGAGAUCGUCGACGACGUCCUUUAUCGUGUUGCAAGCCAUCUAAGAGGGAAACGCGAACAACCUCUCCGACAAGUCGUUGUCCCCACGCCGUUAAGGAGCCAGGUGAUGGAUGUAGCUCACUGCUCUCUCAUGGGCGGUCAUCUCGGCACCAGAAAAACGAAGGACAGGGUCCUUAGUAAUUUCUUCUGGCCCGGUUGUGGAGCCGAUGUCAGACGCUUCUGUCAGUCAUGCGAUGUGUGUCAAAGGACAGUGAAACGGGGUACUGUACCAAAGGUCCCUUUGCAAAAAACACCACUGAUCGACACUCCCUUCAAGCGGGUGGCAGUGGACCUUGUUGGUCCUAUAAAGCCAGCAUCCAGCGAAGGCCACCGAUACAUCCUCACGUUGGUUGAUUAUGCAACCAGGUACCCGGAGGCGGUCCCCCUGAAAAGGAUCAUGACUGAGGCGGUGGCAGAGGCCUUAAUGGAAAUCUACAGCCGGCUGGGCAUACCAGAGGAGAUUAUCCAUGACCAGGGAACACAAUUCAUGUCUGACUGCAUGCAUGAGGUGAGCCGUCUGCUCAGUGUGAAGCAGUUGCCUACGACCCCUUACCACCCCAUGAGCAACGGCCUGGUGGAGAAAUUCAAUGGCACCCUCAAGGCAAUGUUGAGUCGUCUGUGCGCAGAGCAACCCCGACAGUGGCACCGGUACCUGAAUCCCCUACUAUUCGCUUAUCGCGAAGUGCCUCAGGCAUCCACUGGUUUUGCCCCGUUUGAACUCCUAUUUGGGCGUGAGGUUCGGGGUCCCAUGGGAAUCCUGCGGGAGCUGUGGACGGGAGAAAAAAUCGCCCCUCAAGUCAAAACCAGCUACCAAUAUGUGUUCGACCUCCGCAAGAGGAUUGAAGAGACCAUGGCGCUGGCAAGAGGAAACUUAGAAGGAGCCCAGAACCAGUACAAAAAGCAGUACGACCGCAGGACGAAGGCACGUUCGUUCAAGGCGGGUGAUGAAGUUUUGGUCCUUCUGCCGGCCACCCACAAUAAACUGCUAAUGCAGUGGAAGGGGCCCCUGAGAGUGGAAGCUCGCCGAGGCAAUGUAUACCAGCUAAGAGUGGGUAACAAAUUGAAGGCCUUCCAUGCCAACCUCCUGAAAGGGUACGUCAGACGUACAGACUGUGUAGCUGACCAGCAGCCUACGACCACCUGUGGCGACUCCAACACGGACCUGCCCCCUGCUCAUAACAUUGAGAAUGCUGCAGCUGCAGUGAUCGAAUGGGAGGAGGACAACAGUGAGGACGCAAUCCCGGGAGAUCUCCUAGAGGCCCUCGAUCGGACGGACUCAAGCUCGCAAGGUCACGUCAAGAUGGGACAACAGUUAUCCCAACUUCAGCACUCGGAACUGGGGUCCUUAAUUGGAAAAUAUCAGGGUAUGUUUUCCGGGCUUCCGGGAGUGACCGACCUUAUCACCCAUCAUAUCCGAACGAGCGACGAGAUACCUGUUCGGGCAAAGCCAUAUCCUGUUCCAUAUAAGCUCAGGGAAGCCCUUCAAGGCGAGGUACAAGACAUGUUGGAUACGGGAAUCAUCCGGGAAUCCCGGUCGCCGUACGCAUCACCAGUCGUGGUGGUAAAGAAAAGAGAUGGCACCUAUCGGGUGUGUGUGGACUACCGCCAGCUAAACAAAAAGGUCGAGUUUGAUCCCAUGCCCAUGAGCACCGCAGAAGACCUACUGCACAAGCUAGGAGGGAUCCUACUGAAGGGGAUGAGUGGAGUUGAGAGUUACAUUGAUGACAUCAUUGUCCACUCAGCCACUUGGGAGCAACAUCUUCAGCUUCUGGAGGAACUCUUUAGUAGGAUCAGUGCGGCCGGGAUGACAGCUAGACCAUCUAAAUGCACUCUGGCUACCGACAGAGUGGAGUUCAUUGGGCAUGUGCUUUCCGAUGGAUCCAUGGGACUAUUAGAAAGUAAUCUAGAGAAGAUUAAACAGGCACCCCUUAAGCGACCGUGCCUCUCCGGAUACAGUGCUGGCUCAAGUGAACUAACCUACGGUGAUACAGCGCCUGUGACUAAGCCAACGAAUAACCUCGUAUAG
Molecule: messenger RNA, 3519 nt
Organism: Penaeus monodon (black tiger shrimp)
Lineage: Eukaryota; Metazoa; Arthropoda; Malacostraca; Decapoda; Penaeidae
Exons: 8
Coding region: 1-3519 (1172 amino acids)
Biological process (GO): DNA integration
Molecular function (GO): nucleic acid binding
Source: RefSeq, a predicted model, not a curated record